Molecule: messenger RNA, 1281 nt
Organism: Fusarium verticillioides 7600
Lineage: Eukaryota; Fungi; Ascomycota; Sordariomycetes; Hypocreales; Nectriaceae
Exons: 2
Coding region: 511-1215 (234 amino acids)
Source: RefSeq, a predicted model, not a curated record
GCAGAUUAUUAAUGAUCAACGAGUAAAUGUCAUCCACGCCCUAUGAAUGAGAUGCCGAGUACCUCCAGGCUCAAGAUAUCUUAUCGUGCGCCUUCUUGUAACUCAAUCAGCUUGAUGCAAUAGAGGACGAGAUACGGCCAGUCUCCACUUAGAACAGCCAAGAGAUCGUUAUUACUUAACACUCUCCUCUCACAUCACCAAAUUUCUCUUCCCGCUCAUACAAAAUAUCUCAAAGUCAUCAUGUCUUCCAAUGGAGCUUCGCGUCUAGCAAACAGAAAACCCAUCAAGAAGCCCGUCCCAGCUUAUCUCCCCUCCCCAGGCUCCGUCCUCACCGUCGACAAGAGCCUGUACACCUCCAUCCGCGAAGCACCACGUGAACUCAUCGAAGAAUUCACUCUACCCAUCCGAUCUGGAAAGGCAUGGAAAGCUCCAGCGGGCUGUAUCGUCAAGAUCAGCACGCUUGAGGGGCCGCAGGUUGGUAAGGAUAUCUGGGGGUGAAGUGAGCAGAGGAUGAGUAAGAUACAUGGCCUUGAACUUACACAGAUAGGUGACUUGAAUAUCUGGAAUGCUCAUAACCCGCGUGAACGCUUCUGGGCAUCUCGCACAAAACAGCUUCACGCCUCACAUGUCUCAACGUAUGACCGUCUCUGGUCUAAUCUUCCCUACAUGCGACCUCUGGCCACCAUAAUUACCGACACUCUUGAUUGGUACGGCACAGAUGAGCAUGGAGGUCGAGUGCAUGAUCUUCUCGGCACGCGAUGUGAUCCGUACAUCAACACUGUUCUCAGCGGAGGACAGUAUAACUUCCAGUGUCACUCUAACCUGACCCGCGCGGUGUUGCCGUAUGGCUUGAAUGAGGGGGAUGUUCAUGAUGUUAUUAAUAUCUUUCAGGUCACGGGGUUGGAUGAUCAGGGGAGAUAUUUUAUGAAUCCUUGUCCGGCGGAGAAGGGGGAUUAUAUUGAGUUUUUGGCGGAGCAGGAUCUGCUCAUGGCUUUGAGUACUUGCCCUGGUGGUGAUUUGUCACUCUGGGGCUUUGGGGAGGAUAGUGAGGAGGAGAUGAUCAAGUGCUGUCGACCUCUCAAGGUUGAAGUCUAUCGUCUCAAGGAUGAAUCUCUGCUACAGAAGGGCGGAUGGAAACCAGCUGAGGUAUCAGGAUACAAGGGACGUCAUGGCUUAGAUGUUCCUCUUGGCGAGAACAGAGAAGAGAAGGCUUAGAUAACCAGAAAGCAACCCUAUCACAAUCUUGCCUUUAACUUUUAUAUACACCCAUCCCAGCCCUAC